UCGACGAAUCAACACCUUGGAAACACGCGUGCGUGGCACGUCUUUAUCAGUCGGUAUGGCGCUGUUUGAGUGCGGUGUUUCAACAUCGUCGCGUUCGUCAUUCCGGUGCCUAUCACUUCUGUUUCUCGUUGAUUGUUUUUCACCUCCGUUUCUCCCUCGUUCCCCCCCUAUCCCUUUCGUAUGUACGCCGACAUCCUCUAUCGUCGAUCUCUAACAAUGUACAGAAAGCUUACACGUUCACACACGCAAAUUCGUCGAAGGCGUAAUCACUGUCGCUGUUCGGUCUUUCGAACGAUCGAGACCGCUUGCGCUCGCGUGUUGAACAACACGAGUCGAAGUCACGGGUACUUGGCAAAAUCUCCAAUCCAUCGAGCCAAGAGAACGACGAGCGAGCUGCCAAACUGCUGCCUACGGACGCCGUACUACUCGGUCGAUGAAGGAUCGUCCAUGUUGAGGAAUUACCACCGCUGCUCGACGUUCGAACGUUUCGCCAAAGUUUGCUGACGACAAAACUAUCGAAUCCCCGAGCAAUCUUUUCUUUUCUUUUCUUUUCUUUUUUUUUUUUCUUUUUUCUUUUUUUUUUCGAAGUGACGCGUGCGAAGUUGAUCGGAGACGCGCGUUCGAACCUUGAACUUCGUCGAGACCAUGGAGGGUCGCGAAGGUCUGUUCUCGCGAAACGAACCGAGCAGAAGUUCGAUUCGGCCGCAGAGUGGACGAAAGAGCCUCGAGACGGCGGAGAACAAGCAACGUCAGAUGAUCGGUGGAUACCGAGGCGGAAACAGAGAAUCGGCGAGCAUUACCUCGCCCACUGCCAAGUACGUGGCGACAGCUCACACGCCGAUGGACAAUCUGAAGCAGUGGGAACUGGUGGAGUGCGAUCGUCGCCUCCAGGUAAUUGAGAAGAGGAGCGCCUCGUCCAAGGGCGAACGCACGCCGAGCUUCAACCGCAAGAACGCAACCCCGAUCGCCGACAGAAAGAUCCUCGCGAUCGACGCGAGCCUCGAGGAGAAACUGAAGGCGUUCAAAGAGUCGAACAUCAUCCAGCCAGUCGUGGCGCCUCGCCGCGACGACGAGGCCAACCGAGUCCCGAUUAAUCUCGAUCUGAUCCUGAAGCAGCGAAAAGGCUCGGCCGUCGAGAGCACGGACAUGCUUCAGCGAUUGGAGCAGCAGGUCAAGGCCAUCGAAAUGGACACUCUCGCAGCCAGAACGCGCCAGUUGGAGUUCAGCUCGGAUUUCGAGCCAGAAAUUCGAUACACGGACCUUCGGUACAGGGAACACGAGGAUCUACUUCGAAACGUGACGGAUGACGAAGCCGAGGGGGCCUCGCCGUUGCAUCGAGGAGACGCGACGAGGAAUUCGACGGGGAACGCGGGCGUUACGACGAAGAAAGCUUCGACCAAGUUGUCGAGGACAGCCUCGGACACGAGGCGGGGACAGGAAGCGGAAGUGCCCCUUCGAGCGCAGACGAGGGUGCAGCAAGCGCGCGCAUUGGUCGCUGCGCGGGUCAACAACGCGAAGAAAGAUCACCGGCAUCAACAGCAACGACAAACCACUACGGUUAGCAGCGCGAUCAAACCAUUGUCAGACGUCACGCAGAAGAGUGGCGUAAAUGAGAAGGAGACAGGGGAUGGCGUGGGAGUGUCGAGUAGCGGUGGUCGACUCUCGUCACGAAGUCGGACUUCGGAAGAGCCCCACAUUGGCAAGUACAAAUUACUCAAAACAAUUGGCAAGGGUAAUUUCGCCAAGGUAAAACUUGCCAAGCACGUGCCUACCGGGAAGGAAGUGGCUAUCAAAAUUAUCGACAAAACUCAACUGAAUCCCGGUAGCCUUCAAAAGUUGUUCCGGGAAGUAAGAAUAAUGAAGAUGCUCGAUCAUCCAAACAUAGUGAAGCUAUUCCAAGUGAUCGAGACCGACAAAACAUUGUACCUGGUAAUGGAGUACGCUAGUGGUGGCGAGGUUUUCGACUACUUGGUACUACACGGUAGAAUGAAGGAAAAAGAGGCCAGAGCAAAGUUCCGGCAGAUUGUCUCUGCCGUGCAAUACUGCCAUCAAAAAAAGAUCAUUCACAGGGAUUUGAAGGCUGAGAAUUUGCUACUCGACAGCGAGAUGAACAUCAAAAUCGCCGAUUUCGGUUUCAGCAAUGAAUUCACUCCGGGCAAUAAAUUGGAUACCUUCUGCGGUUCACCCCCUUAUGCAGCGCCUGAACUUUUUCAGGGUAAAAAGUACGACGGACCCGAAGUAGACGUCUGGUCGUUGGGAGUAAUAUUGUACACUUUAGUGUCUGGAUCACUGCCCUUCGACGGUUCGACGUUGAGAGAACUGAGGGAACGAGUACUACGAGGGAAAUACCGAAUACCGUUUUACAUGUCUACGGAUUGUGAAAACCUGCUGAAAAAGUUUUUGGUGCUCAACCCGACGAAACGGGCCUCCUUAGAGACUAUUAUGAAAGACAAAUGGAUGAACAUGGGAUAUGACGACGACGAACUGAAACCGUACUUAGAACCUGAACCUGAUUAUAAAGACCACAAGAGGAUAGGUGAGUCUGCCAAGGCCCUGGCUAGUAUGGGAUACACGAGAAGCGAAAUAGAAGAUUCCUUAGGACAAGCAAAGUACGAUGACGUAUUCGCCACGUACUUGCUCUUAGGAAGAAAAACAACCGAUGUGAGUAGGAGAAGGAUCGAUUUAGGAACUUGUCGUAUAAAUCCUGAAUCCGAUGGUUCGCGGUCAGGCAGUUCACUGUCGCUGCGCAACAUUCCACCGCAAGCUGGUUCUGGUGGCGGCGGAGGAGGCGGUGGAGGUGGAGGAAGCGGUGGAGGCACAGGUGGAGCUGUGCAGAGUCCAUCGCAUAGGGGUGUUCAUAGAAGUAUUUCCGCUAGCAAUCCAAAACCAAGCAGACGAGUUUCGUCCGGUCUCGAAACGCUUCGAGCAGCACCGAGUCCAGGAAAUGCAACGAACCAUAAUCACGCGACUGCUACGACUGGUGGAACAGUGACUGGAAGCAGUGGUAGUAAUUUUAAGAGACAAAAUACCGUGGAUGCGGCCACGAUCAAGGAGAACACUGCUCGUGUUUCAGCGAGUCGACCUUCGGCUCCUAAAAACAGCCCUGGCCAAUUAGAUACCAUGACAAUGUUCAUUCUAGGCGUGGGUACAAGUCCUGGUGGUAGGGCAUGGGCAGGCAAGAGCAACACGAUGAAUACAGGGGUAGGUGGUGGUCGGCCUCUUACCUCACCUGCCCCUGGUUCUGUUGGUCGACGAAGUACCAUCUCCUAUGAUCAAGCGAAAACGUCCUCCUCAUCUACCGAAAGAACCAACGACGCACCCAGCCUUGGCGAGGGCACUAGACCAACGCGGGGUCACACCAAGUCUGCGAGCAUCAGCGCAGGUCACCGUUCCUCGAGUGGCGUACCCCCCAGCGACCAUUCACUACUGGACCCUCAACCACGCAACGCCCACAACUCCUUACUCGCCACUGCUGACCCUCUUAGACAGAGUUUGGGUGUAUCACCAAGCAAUAGACUGGCAACACCUACAACACCAGCAUUUCCGAGAAAUGUUCCAAGUCGUAGUACGUUCCACUCUGGCCAGAAUAGAGCUCAGCGAAAUCAUACUCAGGGUCAUACGCAUACACAGGACACAAAUGCAAUUAGCCCAUUAGCGAGACCGUCCUUCUUCUCCAAGUUAUCCUCGAGGUUCUCCAAACGGACAUGAGCCCGAUGUAAAGCUUGACGCAUCGCUCGAGCUUCGUCGAGAACGAUGGCCAUAGAGACGCGCGAUACUUAACCGGCCGAGAUGCGCCCGGGUGAAACUUUGCGCAAACGCAGCGAACUCCAGCACACGCAAGCGACCAUAACGCGUCGCAUUCUAUUGACCUGGAUAUACACACUGGUGUACAGCAUCCGUGUUUACCGGCUCGAGAGCAUCCAGCGCGAACGAAAUGAAAAGAACGAGGCAGUACGAAGUGGAAUGAAAAAGAAAAGAAAAGAGAAACGAAAAAGAGGAAAGGGGGAAGAGUAACGAAAAGAAGAGAAAAUGAAGUGACAUGCCCCCGCGUCUCUCGCUCCGUUAUUCUGUGGUGUAUCGUCAAGCUUUUCAGACGUCGACAGAUACUCGUCGUUAGUUUUU
Messenger RNA from Frieseomelitta varia, 4122 nucleotides. RefSeq names its product serine/threonine-protein kinase MARK2-like. The coding region runs from base 646 to 3708 and encodes 1020 amino acids. The transcript has 15 exons. The record is from RefSeq and is a predicted model, not a curated record. Gene Ontology annotation, biological process: protein phosphorylation; intracellular signal transduction; microtubule cytoskeleton organization. Gene Ontology annotation, cellular component: cytoplasm. Lineage: Eukaryota; Metazoa; Arthropoda; Insecta; Hymenoptera; Apidae. Gene Ontology annotation, molecular function: protein serine/threonine kinase activity; ATP binding; tau-protein kinase activity.